This is a messenger RNA of Meyerozyma guilliermondii ATCC 6260, 1659 nucleotides long. RefSeq lists its product as uncharacterized. The coding region runs from base 1 to 1659 and encodes 552 amino acids. The record is from RefSeq and is a predicted model, not a curated record. Gene Ontology annotation, cellular component: Ric1-Rgp1 guanyl-nucleotide exchange factor complex; Golgi membrane. NCBI's taxonomy places the organism in Eukaryota, Fungi, Ascomycota, Pichiomycetes, Serinales, Debaryomycetaceae. Gene Ontology annotation, biological process: retrograde transport, endosome to Golgi. The transcript has a single exon.
AUGUUGCACAGGCUGGCGGUAUAUCGACAAUACGUGCCGCCUCAGUAUUACAAGCACGUAUCCAAGGAGCUUUGCAUAUCCUCUUCUGUACUCAAGGAGCUGGAGGAAACCACAGAGUGUCUUAUUAGCUUCCACAAUACUCUGAAAAAUGAAAUUACCAUCAACCAACAAACCCAAAAUGACACAUCUCAAGUAGACGCAACAACCGAACAGAUGCUCAAUGGCAGCGCCAAAGAACCUUUGAACUUGCUUCUCGGGUACAUCCAAUUGGCCGGCUAUGUGACGUUGAAUUAUCAAUUCGAUGCCGACGCUGCUUCGAAUCCAAUGGAUGCAUUUUCCAAACAUUCAUCGUGGUGGCAUAAUAAGGACUACUCACAUCAUUAUCUGGACAACGGCAAGGGCCCAGACGAGGACCUGGAUCCACAUGAACAGAUCGCCAAGGUGCCGUUUGUUCGCCAACCGAAAUUGGUCAUAGGAGGACGGAUCGCAGGUAUCAACGAUCUUCCCCUGGACGGUUCCAAAACGAUCAAUCGCAGUAACAGACAUCUUCUCCAGGAUCUCAUUUGCACUUUCAAUUCCUUUCCUACCCCUGAUGGCACUCAAGACGACGAAAACUUCAUUCCAGGCUCGGAAUUGGUGGAUGCCAUAGUUCCCUUUUAUACCACAUCUCAGUCGAUACUUUUCACAAACUUGGUGAUGAAGCCAAGCGAGACAAAAACUUUCCAUAUAGCUUUCCCCAGCCCCAAAGGUCCACCUUCGUACAAUUUCAUGCUGACAGGUCCAGCAUGCGACCAAGGAUGGGUCAGUAUACGAUACACCAUGAUCGUUGGGUUUCAAACUGGACCUUCUCACGAACAAGAAAAGGCCGUUUAUUUUCCACUCCACAUCAAAGUUCCUAGAAAACCUGGUGACGAACGAUGGUACCAGCCCAAUUUUCUCAAGCAGACGGAAGUGAACAAAGACUGGGCCAUUGAGUUAAUAAAUGAAGACGUCUCGAAGACACGAGGCAAGACUCCGGAACCUUCUGGGGAAACCAAGGAGGCAUUUUUGGAAGAUCUCCAUCGACUUAUCGACUCUGAUUUGUACAAUAUGCCUCGAAUGUCGACUGGCGAACGCAAGAAGAGCUUCCAUGACCCGUCGAAUGGCGACAAAAACAUUAUACCUCAAAUUCCCGUGCAUCAUAAAACGAGCUAUCAGAUACGGGUCAAUGCACAAGCGCUUUGUACCGUCCAUUUCAGCAAGCCAUACUACCAAGUGGGCGACAGCUUGGGGUUUAUAUUGGAAUUGGAGCCGGUUUCCACCACCAGAAUCGCCGGUUUCGUGGCGCAUCUUGAAGCUCACGAAGUGUUCCACACUGGAGAAAAAGACGUUACCAACGUGUAUCGUGUAUCUCCACCAGUAAAAGGUAAUACCCUCGCUGCCGCGUUUCAAAAUGGGUCCUCAGAAGUGAGUGGUCAGAUAUACAUUCCAACUCACUUGUGCCAGCAAUUUCAGAGCUCCAAUUUUAUGGACUUGAAAUAUUUCGUCGUUUUCAAAUUCAACAUAUUUGAGCUUGACGUGGAAGUCAAGGAUAGUGAAGGUUACGAUGUGUACAAGUAUGGAGCCGAAGGUAACGAAACCACGUUUCGACUCCCGAUAGUAGUAGUGGCCGGUAUAUAG